Messenger RNA from Cooperia oncophora, 510 nucleotides. NCBI's taxonomy places the organism in Eukaryota, Metazoa, Nematoda, Chromadorea, Rhabditida, Trichostrongylidae. The record is from the annotation of a GenBank genome assembly.
AUGGAUGAUCUCGCCCAUCGCGACGUUUGGGCAGCGCGUAGUUGUCUGCUUCGUGGUGGGUACGAGAAGCACUUCAACUACCACAAGCUGAUGAAAGCUGCCAACUAUCUCCAGUGCAGACACUGCCUAUUCUUGGCUACAAAUGAGGAUGAGACAUGUCCAGGACCAAAUCCAGAUGUAGUAACUCCCGAUGCAGGUCCACUGGUAGCAGCUGUACGUUGUGCUUCUGGGAGAGAGCCAAUCACUGUCGGAAAGCCGAACACCCCAGCUUUUGACUAUAUAAGAAGACGAUGGAAUAUAAAUCCCGAACGGACGAUGAUGAUUGGCGACAGGACCAACACCGACGUCAAGUUUGGCCGAGAUCACGGACUGAAGACGCUGCUGGUGCUGUCCGGGUGCCACCAACUUGAAGACAUCAUGGAAAACUAUAACAGUGACCAACUCGAUAUGGUCCCUGACUACUACAUCACCUGUUUGGGAGCUUUACUAUCACGUCGAGAUCAUGCGUGA